This is a messenger RNA of Rubroshorea leprosula, 975 nucleotides long. NCBI's taxonomy places the organism in Eukaryota, Viridiplantae, Streptophyta, Magnoliopsida, Malvales, Dipterocarpaceae. The record is from the annotation of a GenBank genome assembly.
AUAUGGGUUCCAAGUUGUAAUCAGUCUUCUCUGUGAUAGAACUUCAAUAUUUGAUUUGCCAUUUGAAUUUUCCUUUAUUGUCACCAUCCUGAAGGUUUCAUCCAAGCAUCAUAAAGGAGGAAGAGAUUCAAAAAUGGACAUCUUGGUGAUGGAAAAUCUUCUCUUUAGGCGUAAUGUUACCAGGCUGUAUGACCUUAAGGGAUCUUCUCGUUCCCGAUAUAAUCCUGACACAAGUGGAAGCAACAAAGUUCUGCUAGAUCAGAAUUUGAUUGAAGCAAUGCCAACUUCUCCAAUUUUUGUUGGAAGUAAGGCAAAGCAACUGCUGGACAGGGCUGUCUGGAAUGAUACUAACUUUCUUGCUUCAGUUGAUGUAAUGGACUACUCAUUGCUCGUUGGUGUGGAUGAGGAAAAGCAUGAGCUGGUGCUCGGAAUCAUUGAUUUCAUGCGGCAGUAUACAUGGGACAAGCAUCUAGAAACUUGGGCGAAGUCGGUGCAGACGGCAGGCAUGUUUGCUGGGGCUAAGAUCACACCCCCAACUGUGAUCUCCCCGCAGCAGUACAAAAAACGGUUCAGGAAAGCGAUGACCGCGUAUUUUGUUAUGGUACCAGAUCAAUGGACGCCCACAACGAUUGCUCCUGAUGGAUCUCUCUCAGAACUUUGUGAAGAAAACACACAGAACGGUACCCCCCUUGAGCAAUAAUGUGAAACCCUUGCCUCCUGCACAUGUCCCAUAUGUUAGUUGAUAGCCAUUUACAUUCAUUUUUUCCUUCAUUUUUCUUGCGUCCAUUUGUAAUAGGUAGAUCAUAUUCAGAUGUCAUGUUCCAUUGACAUAUAUAUAUGCAUAUGUUAAUUCUUUUAGAUCAUAAACAGAUAAAGGCAGGGUACACUCAAUUUUCGUGGUAGAGGUUGCAAAAAUGUCUUCUGCGCUUGCAUGUUUACAAAAGCAGGUGUAUUCGAUAAAUUUUGUAAUAUGAA